AAUAAGUUGAGUGACAAUGACAAAUAACUUUCACGCAAAUGCCUUGUAACAGUUUUAUUUUAACUGUGUUGUACGCAUUCUUUUUCUUUUGGAAUGUAACCAUUUCAUUUCAAAUUAAUGAAAGUUCAGAAAAAAAUUCGGACACCUUUACAGCUGCAUCUGCAUUGCAGAGUGAUUUUGGCACGCACAAUGGAACUAAUUUAGUGCAAAAUGCAACAGCAUCACACUUUGAAGGGUUAAAUACGGAAUCCGAGUUGUCUUCAGAAGCUUCAUCCGAAAAAACGCACAAUAUUAACGAAGUUUUCGAAAGUGAACAUCCCCCAUGGUAUAAGGACGCCUUAAAAGAUAUUGCUUAUUACUUAAGAGCGCAUAAAUUUAACGAAUAUGAUAGAAGAUAUAACAGACUUGGUGAUAACGUUGCAAGGACAAAUUUUCAAUAUUUUCCGAAACCUCCUUUGAGAUCGCUUCAUUGGGAAGUGCAUAGAUACUGUGAACCUUCAUUUUUACACUGUGUCGAUUAUCUUAGGAAGAAAUUAAAGCAUGUAGCUUUAAGCAGGCAGGAUGACACUUCGAUUGUUGCACAAGAAAAUAAUUGGGAAGCUAACUCUACAAAAUUAAUUCAAAUUGACGAAGAGUGUAUUAGAAUGCGAAAGCUAGACGAGGAAAUUGCCGAACCAUUUGAAGGACCAUUAGAACGGUACCAAUGGAGAGCAACAGCCAGUUAUUUCAUGUGCUGGUUUGUAAUGAACGAAGUACCCGAUUUGAAGCACAUUGAUGGAUUUUGUGAUAACUUUGCUUAUUGCUUGGAUAACAACACUGGCCCGAAUAAUCGAGAUAUACGGGCUGUAGAUAAAGAACCAUUCGCUUGCGCCCUUUAUAGCUUUUGCCCUGACCCGUGUUGCCCGAACAAACACGUCACCCAAAAGGAAACUUGUCUGAACGAUCCAAAAAAUCCAUGUUUUCAGGAAAAUUCAGCCGGUUACAGAGAAUGCCUGCUUAGAAAAGGCGAAAAUAAAGAGUUCAGCGAUAUAAUACUAAAUAGAUGGAACGUUUCAUGCACCUGCUCCCGUAAGGGCUUCAUUUGGAAUUCGCUUUAUGGAAUUUGCGUUGAUGAGGACGAAUGUUUGAACUCGAAACCAAACGGUUGUAAUGCCGAAGGAGAAGCGUGCUUAAAUACGCCUGGAGGAUUCAGUUGCGUUUGUAAAUGGGGCUACUACUACAGUAAGGAAAAGAAGAAAUGCAUGGUAAGCAGUGCUAUAUCUAAGAUUAAAUUGAACAGUAAGCUCGAAAGCCAGAAUGGAAAUAAGACGAAUAGAUGGGAAUUGUUUGUUUCAACGGUUCUCAGGAUUAUCGGAAAGCCUUCUGCUGGUAGACGGAACAGAAUUUCACAUGUUUUAAUCAUAUUAGGAAACAGCUUUGUUAAUUCAGUCGGGCGCAUUUUAAUCGAAACCUCAAAGAGAUGAGUGGUUGUUUGAAAAUGUUUGUUGUUUAUU
This is a messenger RNA of Dendroctonus ponderosae (mountain pine beetle), 1493 nucleotides long. RefSeq lists its product as uncharacterized. The record is from RefSeq and is a predicted model, not a curated record. NCBI's taxonomy places the organism in Eukaryota, Metazoa, Arthropoda, Insecta, Coleoptera, Curculionidae. Gene Ontology annotation, molecular function: calcium ion binding. Bases 39 to 1463 code for a protein of 474 amino acids. The transcript has 7 exons.